GUCCCACCGUGCCUGCCGUAGAUCAAGAUGGCGGCUCCCGGUGUACAGAACGAGGUGAUUCAGGAUGAUCUGCCCAAAGCGGUGCAACUCCUCAACACGCUCACGCAACAGGUUGCAUUUGUUACAAGCCACGUUCGAGACUUGAUAAAGAAAGUCCAGAGUAAAACGUAUCCAACGUCAAAGGGUUUGUCUUUUCUGGACCUAAGAUACCAGCUGCUGCUGUUUUACCUUCAGGAUGUUGCACAUUUGAUCAGCGUUAAAGCAGAGGGUCAGAGUUUGAAGGACAAUGGCGCCAUCCACAGGCUGGUCACCAUAAGAACGGUUUUAGAAAAGAUGCGUCCUCUUGAUCAAAAGCUGAAAUACCAAAUCGAUAAAUUAGUUCGCACUGCUGUGACUGGCAGUCUGGCUGAGAACGAUCCUUUACAUUUUCGUCCAAAUCCUGAGAAUCUCAUCAGCAAGCUUGAUCAGUCUGAGGAAUCAGAUGAUGAUGAUGAUGAUGGUGGUGGUGGAGAGAGAAAUAAACAAGAUUCAGGGAAGAAGGGCACCACCAAAUCCAGGAGAUACAUCCCACCAAAGAUCGCCCCAAUGCAUUAUGAUGGUGACCUGACUGAGGCCGAUAGACAAAAGGAGCUUGUGGAGAAGCGCAAGAAAGCGGCGUUCCGCAGUUCAGUAAUCGGGGAGCUCCGGCAGCAGUACAGCGACGCACCCGAGGAAAUCCGCGACCGCCAAGACUUUCAGACUGAGCGAGACAUCCGAGAAGAACAGCACAGGAAAAACUACGAGGAGUCCAUGAUGGUGCGUCUAAGUGUCUCACGAGAUCAGAAGGCCAAGAAGAGACGCAUGAUGGGAAUGUCCUCACAGCUGAAUAGCAUCACACACUUCGGUGACAUUACAGCGCUGACUGGAGGAGAGGCACCGGAUUUGGAUAAUCCCAGACCCAAAAAGAAGAAGAAAUUGCUGAAGAAGAAAAACAAAAAGAAGAUGUUCAAGAAACGCAAGUAAAGAUAGACAACGCUUGGAUUGAGAAGAGAUGGUUUUCAUUUGCCUACAUCCGGACAAUUAAUAAAAAUUAAUAAAUCCAA
This is a messenger RNA of Clarias gariepinus (North African catfish), 1082 nucleotides long. It is a transcript of the gene ngdn, whose product is annotated as neuroguidin, EIF4E binding protein. Gene Ontology annotation, biological process: maturation of SSU-rRNA from tricistronic rRNA transcript (SSU-rRNA, 5.8S rRNA, LSU-rRNA). The record is from RefSeq and is a predicted model, not a curated record. The transcript has 11 exons. NCBI's taxonomy places the organism in Eukaryota, Metazoa, Chordata, Actinopteri, Siluriformes, Clariidae. Gene Ontology annotation, cellular component: nucleolus; small-subunit processome. The coding region runs from base 28 to 1002 and encodes 324 amino acids.